This is a messenger RNA of Fusarium keratoplasticum, 1767 nucleotides long. Its product is annotated as FAD-binding PCMH-type domain-containing protein. Gene Ontology annotation, cellular component: mitochondrion. The transcript has 5 exons. Gene Ontology annotation, molecular function: D-lactate dehydrogenase (NAD+) activity; D-lactate dehydrogenase (cytochrome) activity; FAD binding. Lineage: Eukaryota; Fungi; Ascomycota; Sordariomycetes; Hypocreales; Nectriaceae. The record is from RefSeq and is a predicted model, not a curated record. Bases 1 to 1767 code for a protein of 588 amino acids. Gene Ontology annotation, biological process: lactate catabolic process.
AUGUCCGGCCGUCGAGAAUCCAACUCGAAACAGGCCCCUGCGGCCGCGCAGCAUGGGCAGACGGACCAAGCCACUGUCAACCCUUUGGUCCUACCCCCAGGAACAUCCAGCACUACCUUCCAGGAGUUCAUUGUUGCGGUCAAGGAGAUCAGCGGAUCCGAGAAUGUCACCAUCGUCAGCAGCAGCGAGCAAUGCAACAAACGGGACUACCUUGACCAGAGCAAGGUCCAUGAUAUGUUCCACCUCACUGGUCCAGAGCAUUUCAUAUCCUCGGCACUUAUUACCCCGCGCGAUGUCGCCGAAGUCCAAGCCAUUGUUAGGCUAUGCAAUAAGUUCGAGAUCCCCCUUUGGCCCUUAUCUAUUGGCCGGAAUAUCGGGUAUGGGGGAGCGGCGCCCCGAGUCCCCGGAUCUAUUACUAUUGACCUCGGAAAACAUAUGAAUAAGGUUUUGAAAGUUGAUGUUGAGGGAGCUUACGCAUUGGUCGAACCUGGAGUGACGUUUGCAGAUCUUCAUCAGUACUUGGUCGACAAUAAUCUCCGUGAUAAGCUCUGGAUUGAUGUGCCGGACCUGGGAGGAGGCUCUGUUCUGGGAAACACAAUUGAAAGAGGCGUGGGCUAUACGCCAUAUGGGGACCACUUUAUGAUGCAUUGCGGCAUGGAAGUUAUCCUCCCGGAUGGAACGCUCGUUCGCACGGGAAUGGGUGCACUCCCAAACCCUGAUGCAGAUCCCAACGCACCGCCGCACGAGCAAGAGCCUAAUUCGGCCUGGCAGCUUUUCAACUAUGGAUUCGGCCCAUAUAAUGAUGGGAUCUUCAGUCAAUCUUCCCUCGGAAUUGUAGUGAAAAUGGGUAUUUGGCUCAUGGUUAACCCCGGUGGCUAUCAAUCCUACCUAAUUACUAUUCCUAAGGAUAAGGAUCUACACCAGGCCAUCGAGAUCAUUAGACCACUUCGAACUUCAAUGGUCCUCCAGAACGUUCCGACCGUUAGACAUAUUCUACUCGACGCAGCUGUCAUGGGUAAUCGCGCAUCAUACACAUCCUCAAAGAAGCCUCUCAAUGACUUAGAACUCGAUGAAAUUGCAAAGAAAUUAAACCUUGGGCGCUGGAACUUUUAUGGGGCGCUUUAUGGCCCCGAACCAGUCAGGAAGGUUAUGUGGGAGGUUGUGAAGAAUGCCUUCUCAGCUAUCCCUGGUGUGAAGUUCUACUUCCCAGAGGAUAUGCCUGAUAAUGUCGUCCUACAAACUCGGCAUCUUACGCUUCAAGGUAUUCCCACCUACACAGAGCUAGAAUGGGUGAACUGGCUACCUAACGGCGCACAUCUCUUCUUCUCGCCUAUCGCCAAAGUCACCGGUGACGAUGCCAUGGCGCAAUACCAGCUGACUCGGAGCCGUUGCGAGGAAGCUAACUUCGAUUUCAUCGGUACCUUUGUCGUUGGCAUGCGUGAGAUGCAUCAUAUUGUUUGCCUUGUUUUUGACAGGGCCGAUGAGGAUUCAUGUCGCCGCGCACACCAGCUUAUCAGCACGCUUAUAGACGACGCAGCGAGGAAGGGUUGGGGAGAGUACCGCACACACUUGGCCCUAAUGGAUCAGAUUGCGGGAACAUACAACUUCAACAACAAUGCACAGAUGCACUUGAAUACCCUCAUCAAGGAUGCUCUGGAUCCAAAAGGUAUUAUUGCCCCGGGGAAGAAUGGUAUCUGGCCCAAGAACUAUGAUCCGAAGAGGUUCGCCGUGGCACCGGCCCCUUUGACUCCAGGUCCGCGGCUAUAG